CGUGAUUCAGUUGCUUAAGGAAGAGCAAAGUUUGCUGCUUCAUAAAAUGGUGUAGCUAUAUGUUUAAUUUGUCAUUUUGAUGAAGACUCUCUGACUGUUAACAUCGACAUGAUUUAUAGAUUCAAAAAAACCUCCAACUACAGAAAUAUGAACUUCAAUAAACGUAAACCGAUGUUGGGUUUUGUUUACAUCGUGACUUUUAUUUGGGCUUUGAACAUCAACAUUCCAUGUGCGGAAGGAAGUGCUUGGAAUAGUAAAUUGAAAAGUAUUUUGGUUGAUUUUGAAAAAAAACUGGAUGCAGUGAAAGCACACUUAAGGACAAAGAGCUUUGACUUUGAUGAAAGUUGCAAUGGUGAAUUAGGAAUGAGAAAUGGGUUAAUUGGAGACUCUCAACUUACGGCAUCCUCCACAUGGGAUUCCAAUCAUGGUCCAGGAAACGCCAGGUUAUUUCGCCCAAGGAAUGCACCAAAUACAGGAGCCUGGUCUAGUCGAGCAAACAAUCGUAACCAAUGGCUUCAAGUUAAUUUCUUAAAAACAACAAAGAUAACCGGUAUUAGUAUUCAAGGAAGACCUGAAAGUACUCAGUGGGCUACAUCGUUCUCCUUGUCCUACAGCAUCCGUGGAAGCACAUUUAAACGUUACAGAGUUAAUGGUAACGUUAAAGUGUUUCAGGCUAACUCUGACAAAGAUUCUGUUGUUCACCAUAAAAUAUCACCACCAAUUGUUGCCAGUUUCAUACGAAUUGAGCCGGUAUCUUGGCAUAAUCAUAUUUCUCUUCGUGCGGAAUUUUAUGGAUGCUAAAUUUUGCAAUUUAUCUUUUUCAUUAUUGCAUGGCUUGAUUAAAACGUUAUGAUAUUUUAAUUAUCAAUAAAAAAUUCAUUUCAAUCAUCAAA
Molecule: messenger RNA, 893 nt
Organism: Xenia sp. Carnegie-2017
Lineage: Eukaryota; Metazoa; Cnidaria; Anthozoa; Malacalcyonacea; Xeniidae
Product: lactadherin-like
Exons: 5
Coding region: 109-801 (230 amino acids)
Source: RefSeq, a predicted model, not a curated record